This is a messenger RNA of Puccinia triticina, 1296 nucleotides long. RefSeq lists its product as uncharacterized. NCBI's taxonomy places the organism in Eukaryota, Fungi, Basidiomycota, Pucciniomycetes, Pucciniales, Pucciniaceae. Bases 1 to 1296 code for a protein of 431 amino acids. The transcript is spliced from 2 exons. The record is from RefSeq and is a predicted model, not a curated record.
AUGACGUCAACCACUAUCAAUCUUCCGGCAGAGAUCCUGGAGCAGAUCUUGAAAGACGUUCUCCAGCCAAGCUUCCCGGAAUGCGCUUCUCCAGCGACCGCUGCUGAAGUCGAGCACCUAAAUCAGCGGAAACUCAAGGAAAGAAUCCGGUCAAUAACUAAGAUGAGGCUAGUGUGUCGAAAAUGGGCAGAUUUUCUCUACCAACGCCAUCUCUUUGAUGAGCUUUUGAUCAAGUCUUCUUAUAGAGCAAAAGACAUUAUGAAGGAACUUGCUCAUCGAUCGGCCGCGGGUCAGCCACUUCCCGAGUGCCGAUAUCUGAAAGUUCACCAGCUCUGGACUUGGCUGGAACCUGGUAUGUCUUGGCCUCGGGCGAAGACUCAAUUUUCGAAUUUGGAUUCUCUGCUCGAACAAUUCUCCGAGACGAUCGUCGCACUCGACAUUCGAGUGCUCAAUUUUUUUACACUUCCGAUGGCAACUGUCGAGCGAAUAGGUCGCUUGCCGAAUCUACGUUUUUUGAGACUUGGAAUCGAUUUCGACCGGCGAGGGACCAAAACUUUCAAAGGAGUAUCAUACUCUGAAGAUUCAAUCCCGAACGACCUACCGACCGAUUCGAAAUGUCUAGCGUAUUUGCUCAGAGCAGCUCGGAGAGUUGUCUCUCUCGAUUUGACCAACUUCCGCCCAGUUUGUUCACCAGGAUCGCUUCAAAGAAUCUUAGGUGCCUAUCAGUUUCCCGAACUAAAGAUGCUAAAAGUCGACCUGGAAGAAAGCCAAAAUGCCAACCAAUUUGGAAUUGUAAUACUCGCGACUCGGCUACCAAAUCUCAAGGUGCUUUGGAUUGGGGGUGCUGGUCAUCAAGAAGGUUGCAUUCUUCAUCCCCUUUUUCAAGUUCUCAGGAGACAGCUGGAAGAGAUCUUUUUCAAUGACGAAAGACUCAUGGGACACAUUACCGACCUGAGAUUCCCGAAGCUACGAGUGCUCAGACUGCACGAUUGGGGAUACCUCUUGCGGCGACCUAUGAUGGCGCAGGCACCCUUGGAAGUUCUUGCGCUUCACUGUUUUCCGUUUCACAAAAGUGGCCACCAUCUGCUUUCUGUUCCUUUCCGCGCCCUGCCGCAUUUGAGACGACUAGAAUUUCAUGAAGCCAAGACGUUUCCGCCACCAUCCCGUUACCAAGAAUCAUGCAAAGAAUACGGUGUGGAAUGUGUCCUUCCUCACCAGGAUGAUGUUGAUGAGUACGGUCGCCUAAUUAUUAAUUUCGAUACUUCUUCCGUGUUGCAAAAUCAGUUCAGGAUAUGA